AUGCAGCACGUCCUCCAAGCAGGUCUAUCCUCUGGGAUGUCAGCCGUCACUGGCAUCCACAGCGGCAAGCAUACCAAGCCUAACCCGGUCGACCCUUCCUUUGAUGGUCUCGCAGCCGUCAUGCCAGAAGACUGGAUCCCAACCGCCGACAAAAAGUUCACAUACAAGGGCAAGAACGGAGAUGUCUACGCUCCGCAACUGUGCAUCGGCGCCUGGCCUUGGGGCGACACUUCAACCUGGCACUGGAAGCACGAGGAAGAGCCACAUGUCGCCGCAGCAUGGAAGCACUGCGUUAGCAAAGGGGUCAACUUCAUCGACACCGCGCAAGUCUACGGCACAGGCAUGAGCGAGACAAUCUGCGGAAGACUAGUCAAGGACAUGCCAAGAGACAGCUUCGUCAUGCAAGACAAGUACUUUGUCGUACCCCAAGCAAAAGACGUCCUCCACCCCACCAUGGCCCCCCUCAAGAAGCUCGAAACCUCACUCAAGAACUUCGGCCUCGAUUACAUCGACAUAUACCUCGUGCAUGGCCCCAUUCACCUUCAAACCAUCCCCAUGAUCGCCAAAGGCAUGGCCGAGUGCGUGGAAAAGGGCAUGACCAAGACCGUUGGAGUGGCAAACUACAGUCUCGCAGACAUGAUAAAGAUGCAAGACGAACUAGCCAAAUACGGCGUUCCCCUCGCCAUCAACCAAGUCGAGUUCUCCGUCCUCCGCCGCGAACCAGAACUUUCUGGUCUCCUCCAGACCUGCAAAGAACGCGGUAUUGUCUUGCAGUCCUACUCCUCGCUCGCCCAAGGUCGGCUUACGGGUAAAUACACAUCUGACAACCCGCCGCCAAAGUCAUACCGCUUCUCCAGCUACGAUAUGAAGGACAUUGAGCCUGUCAACGCGGUGCUGAAGAAGAUUGCGGAUAAGCGCGGUGUACCUCAGAGUGCUGCUGCGCUGAACUACAAUAUGUGCAAGGGUAUUACGCCGGUAUGUGGUGUGAGGAAGGAAGAGCAGGCUGUUAGCAAUUGUGCGGCGCUGGGGUGGAGGUUGAGUAAUGAGGAGAUUAGGGAGAUUGACAGGGUUAGCUUUCAGGGACAUACUACGAGUCUGUGGCAGCAGGGUUAG
Messenger RNA from Alternaria novae-zelandiae, 1113 nucleotides. RefSeq lists its product as uncharacterized. Gene Ontology annotation, cellular component: cytoplasm. The record is from RefSeq and is a predicted model, not a curated record. Bases 1 to 1113 code for a protein of 370 amino acids. NCBI's taxonomy places the organism in Eukaryota, Fungi, Ascomycota, Dothideomycetes, Pleosporales, Pleosporaceae. The transcript has a single exon.